GCCAAAAAGAGACGCGACUUUGAACUAGAACUAGAAAUGGGAGAGGUUAUAGACGAAGAGAAAUCUAGUCCAUGGAUGGAAAGGCGGCAGCCGGCUAUCACGCCGCCACCACUUCAACUCCAUUGCCCAUCCAUGGCUCGAUCUCCGCUGCUUGAUUCGGUUCCAAAAACCCCCAGGAGUCCCUUCCCGGCAAGGUUGAUGACUCCUUUAGCCAGCCCCAUGAAGAAGGCAAUUGCCAGCGUGCAAGGUUACUUGGAAGAAGUUGGACACUUGACCAAGCUUGACCCUCAGGACGCUUGGCUUCCCAUUACCGAGUCAAGAAAUGGCAACGCCUACUACUCGGCGUUCCACACACUGAGCUCCGGAAUUGGAUUUCAAGCACUUGUUCUUCCUCUUGCUUUCACUUCCCUAGGCUGGACGUGGGGAAUUGCAUGUUUAUCACUGGCAUUUAUUUGGCAGCUAUACACUCUAUGGUUACUGAUUCAGCUGCAUGAAUCAGAGUCUGGGAUAAGAUACAGCAGAUACCUGCGACUUUCCAUGGCAGCUUUUGGAGAAAGAUUAGGGAAACUGCUUUCUCUUUUUCCGAUCAUGUAUCUAUCAGGCGGCAGCUGUGUGACCCUGAUCAUGAUCGGAGGUGGGACCAUGAAAAUAUUUUUCCAGAUCGUCUGUGGCGAAGUAUGCACUGUAAAACAUCUCAGUCUCGUGGAGUGGUACCUGAUUUUUGCUUGCUCCGCAAUCAUUCUCGCUCAACUUCCCAACCUCAACUCCAUAGCCGGCGUUUCACUGAUCGGAGCAGUCACCGCAGUUUGCUACUGCACACUGAUAUGGGUCGUCUCGGUUAUCCAGGGUAGACCUACGGAGGUGUACUACAAAACACCCGAGGUAGAAUCAGAACCGGCUGGAGUUUUCAUGGUUUUUAAUGCACUUGGGAUAAUUGCCUUUGCCUUUAGAGGCCAUAAUCUUGUGCUUGAAAUACAGGGAACAAUGCCUUCUAGUAGAGAGCACCCUUCUCGUUUGCCAAUGUGGAAAGGAGUGAAGUUUGCUUAUUUGAUUAUUGCCAUGUGCUUGUUUCCUCUCGCAAUUGGAGGCUAUUGGGUUUAUGGAAAUUUGAUACGCACAAAUGAAGGGGUGUUAACUGCAUGGUACAAAUACCACCGUCACGAUACGUCGAAAGUGCUUCUGGGAUUAGCAUGCCUGCUAGUGGUCAUAAACAGCCUGAGUUCAUUCCAGAUAUAUGCAAUGCCAGUUUUUGACAAUUUGGAGUUCAAAUUAUACAUAAGCAAAAGGAAUGGACCAUGCCCGAAGUGGGUGCGAUCAGGGAUCAGGGUUUUAUUUGGAUUCUUUGCGUUCUUCGUGGCAAUAGCGCUGCCGUUCUUACCGAGCUUAGCUGGGUUGAUCGGAGGGAUUGCACUACCAAUCACCUUGGCGUAUCCUUGCUUGAUGUGGGUUUUAAUCAAGAAACCAAAGGAAUAUAGUCCAUUUUGGUGGCUCAACUGUGUUCUAGGGAUUUCAGGGCUGGUCCUCAGUGUUUUGGUGGUUAUGGGAGCAAUAUGGAGCUUAGUGACUUCGGGAAUAGAAGCAAACUUUUUCAAGCCCAAGUAGUAGCUCAAGCCUCAAAGAAUUAGAAACGAAAAAAAGCCCACAGACUGGCUUGGCAGAUCCCGUGUACGAUAUUGUAUUGUGCUACUAAUAUCAGCUGAAAAUCAACUUCUAACAUGUAU
This is a messenger RNA of Rubroshorea leprosula, 1721 nucleotides long. The record is from the annotation of a GenBank genome assembly. NCBI's taxonomy places the organism in Eukaryota, Viridiplantae, Streptophyta, Magnoliopsida, Malvales, Dipterocarpaceae.